Messenger RNA from Camelina sativa (false flax), 2046 nucleotides. RefSeq names its product UPF0481 protein At3g47200-like. NCBI's taxonomy places the organism in Eukaryota, Viridiplantae, Streptophyta, Magnoliopsida, Brassicales, Brassicaceae. The record is from RefSeq and is a predicted model, not a curated record.
UACUAAGAGGGAAAUUAAGUACUGUCUCGUCGUCUUUCUUCUUCCUCCUUCUUCACAUUUACUCUCAUUUGCUCUCUCAAAACUGUCACUUUAUAUCUCUUUAUUACAAGACAAACUUCAGAUUCUAGAGAGAGAAGGCACUGGACUACAUUUUGGAAAUAAUGAACCGAAGGUUGAAUCAUGAACCGGACACGAUUCUUGAGUUUAACGAAUCGGCUCCCGGGAUGUGGUGGAUUCCUACAAAUCCUGAGCACCGUUGCAUCUACCGAGUCCCUCAUCGUCUACGUCGUGUAAAUCCAGAAGCAUACACGCCACAAUUACUCCUCAUUGGACCUCUUCACCAUUCUUCAAAAUCUCAAGCUCUCAAGUCUCGUGGAGAUAUCACAAACACAAAGCUAAUGGGCUACUUGAACAUGGAGGAGCAUAAGAAGUUUUACCUCGCAAGAUUCUCAAAAAGGCUUGGAGGGGAAAAAACCAUUGAUGAAUUCAGAAGAAUAAUCAAAAAAGACGAAGAUGUAAUCAGGGCAAGCUACUCUGAAUCGACUGCCUGGAUUGAAUCGACAAAGUUCGUGGACAUGAUCCUACACGACUCUGUUUUCAUACUUGAGUUCCUUUUAAGGAGUAAAGAUUACACCUUGCUUGUGCAUCAAGGAUCAGGCACCAACAAGACAUGGGAUCCUAUAUUUGAGCAACCUUGUCUUCAAACCACUGUGGAUGAAGACCUCAUUUUGCUCGAGAAUCAACUUCCUUACUUCAUCCUCAAGAAACUCUUCGAUCCUAUCGUUCCAUUACUCCGCCCGAACCAGACUCUUCGUGAGAUAGUCAUCACUUACUUCAGAUUCCAAGGUAAUAUCAGAGAUGACUCCAAAUUCAAACAUUUCACUGAUCUAUUCCGAUGUGUUCGUGUGGAGACACUUAAGUCCAAACGAAAAGCCAAGAGUAAGUUCAGAUCUUUAGCUGGUCUGUUCCGAUUUGCCAGCUUGGGAACACACAAGUCAACAGAAUCAGAAAGGAGUCGUCAUGAAGCUCUUCGCAUGGAGGAGACACAUGGAUCAAGAAACACAACAAAGACCAAAUUCAGAUAUAUAGCUGAUCUUUUCCGAUGUGUUCCCAUGGAGAUACAAGGGUCAAGAGAUACAGAAAAGAGUCGUCUUGAACGACUCAAAACUCAUCGCAUGAAGACACAUGGGUCGUCAAAAAACCCAACAGAGCCCCCGAUCAUCAAAAACAUGUAUAAUGCAGCAAAGCUACACAGUGCAGGAGUGAAGUUCAAGGCCGUGACAGAUGAGUUCUCGAUAGAUGUGAAGUUCAAGAAUGGUUGUUUGAUGAUACCUUGUUUGUGGGUUCCAGAUGAUGCGGAGAUCACACUAAGAAAUAUAAUGGCGCUUGAGCAAUGCCAUUACCCUUUCGAAGCGUACGUAUGUAACUUCGUUAGUUUCUUGGAUUUUCUCAUCGACACUGAUAAGGAUGUCGACUUGCUCAUGGAGAACGGGAUACUAAACAACUGGGGGGAGAAGAGUUCGGUGGCCGUGGCGGAGAUGGUGAACACACUAUUUUCGGGCGUCGUCGAGAGUCGUUCUUACUAUGCUGGUAUAGCGUCUAGAGUCAACGCCUAUUAUGACAAUCCAUACAAUAGGUCACGCACCAUCCUCGGACGCCAGUAUUUCGGUAAUCUAUGGAGAGGUACGGCCACCGUCGCUGCCACGCUUCUGCUGGUAAUGACUCUUAUCCAGACGGUGGCUUCGAUUAUGCAGGUUAUGCAAAAGUGAACGUUCUUCUCAUGCUUGGACAACGUCGUUUCACUCUAUCCCGUUCGUCUUUUGUGCUUUAAUAAAUUAGUCAUAUCACCAUCAACCAUCUCACUAUCUCUUCUGGUGUAUUUAAUGAAAUGGGUCUUAGUCAUAUCUACCAUUUCACUCUCUCUCUCGUCAUUUGUGUUUUUGAUAAGUUUCAUAACCCCCAAAAUAAGAUCUAUGAUUCUAUCUGUCAGUCUAUCUUCCACUGUAUCCCAUAAUAUUAAUACUUAAUAGUAAUAAUUUUUAAUGA